This is a messenger RNA of Anneissia japonica, 5654 nucleotides long. RefSeq lists its product as uncharacterized. Gene Ontology annotation, molecular function: protein binding. Bases 196 to 1512 code for a protein of 438 amino acids. Lineage: Eukaryota; Metazoa; Echinodermata; Crinoidea; Comatulida; Comatulidae. The record is from RefSeq and is a predicted model, not a curated record. The transcript is spliced from 7 exons. Gene Ontology annotation, biological process: signal transduction.
AUUCGUGUAAAUAAACUUAGGAGGAUAGCUAGGCUAGUCCACACCACAAGAAGGGCCAAGACCUGAUGAAUGGCAGUGUCGUUGUGUCUAGCCGCGACGCCCACUAACCAAAGAAGGCUCACCUACAGUAGGCUUUAGCCUAGGCCUAAAUGGUUUCACUGAAACACAAGACUAUUGAAAUCUGUAAAUCACACAAUGGAAGGUCUUGAGGAAGGCAUGCCUUCUGCCAACAACCUUCCUGUCAAUCACUGUGUUGUCAAGGGAUCCUUUAAUAAAGUUUUCAUGACUGGUGAGAGCAGUAGUAUAUCAGUGAAUGUAUUUAAAGAGAAAGAGGAGGAAGAGAUAUCAAAUAGAGACAGUGGCUAUGACGAUGACCCCUACCAAAUGGACUCGGCAGCUAACGACCAAGAGGUCAUCGGUAAAGAUCAGUGUGAGAAUGACGAUCCAGUUCCUAUGGAGAUGGAGGAAAGGCUAAUGUCAUGUAUCGUUCAUGGCUCUGAAAACAUGGUGAUAAUGAGCGGUGACAAGAGCACGAUCAAAGUUAACUCAGGUGAUUCCAGAGCUGAGGAUAACAUUCCUGAAAAAAAUUAUAAUUCGGAUAUCAAUGCAAACAAUAACAACAUAAACAAUAAUCCGUGUCCAGUUCAAAAAGUUGGUUUGAAUUCUCUCCCGAACAUAAAUUCAGAAAGUAAUGCAAAACUUCUGGAUGAUGGGAUUGAUGUUGGUGAGCGACCGGUCGCUCACGUCCAACCAGUGCCUCGGGAGAUACAAAACAAUCAAGAAAUGCCUUCCAUCUCAAGAUCUCAUAGUAGCAAUACAUCAACCUCAAGUGAAUUUGAAGCACAAAACAUGUCUGUUUCUCAUGAAAUCUCGCAGAGUGCAUCAGGACAUUCCCGUAGUAGACCUACUGAUGAGUCUUCACAAAUGAACAUUGACCCUCCAGUUACAUGUUCGAAACGGAGGAUGGAUGAUGAAGAAAACAGGGAACAAUUAUAUAAAAAACAGAAAGUCACAACCCCUCAAGAGUGUGCUGGAAGAUCUUGCCAAACUUAUCAUCGGGUGAACAUAGAGGGUUCCAACAACACUGCAAUUACAGCUGGUUCAGGAAGCACUGUAAACUUAAACUAUUACCAAUGCAAGCACGCACAAGACGAAGAAACCAAAAAGGAUGACUAUAGUAUUGACCACAUCGAUGGUGAAGUAUUAAAAAAAACAGGAAUGAUGUCAUUUUUUGAGCGUAUCUCUAAGCACAUGGGUAGUACACGUGAUAUAUGGAAGCGCCUUGCACGAGAGCUUCCUAUGGUUGGCUAUGAAUCGCUAGAACGUGAGAUCAAGGUGCUGGAACGGAAGCAGCUAACAACGGAGCAGAAGGCCUUCACUGUCCUUGUUAAGUGGUGGAAGGGGAAUUCCGGUGCUAAAGGCAUGAAGAGAACGUUGGUGGUUGCUCUACGACAAAUAAAGUUACCAUGGCUGGCAAAUUCCCUUGAAAAGGAGAUAGAGAGUUUUGCAUGACUGAUACUCCUGUUAUAUAAGUUUCGAGGCUGCUUUAAUUUAUCUAAUAAUGUUUACCUGGCAGCUUGCAAGGCAGGUUGCCCUCCAAUUCAAGACCCCCUUUGGGACCUGAAAAUUUUGGGUAGUCUCAGGGUUUGGUUUCCAAUUAGAGGGUUAGCUCUGUGUUAAAAGAUUGAAGAUUGUUAUUUGGUUGUUUGAAAAAAAAAUAGUCUCUCAAAUUAGAGGGUUCUCUGAAUUAGUAUGGUCUUGAAUUGGAGGAUGCACUGUAAUACUAUUUGGAAGCUUAUAUCCAGUUGGUAAUAGUAUUUUGUGAAUGGUAUGACCAGUAGGUUAUAACACAUAGUGAUGGUAUAACCAGUUCUGUACCAGUAGGUGGAUUCUAUGACCUGCUUGGUCAAGCUGGUGAUAUUAAUUGCUAGUCAUAUAACAGGUGGUUACAUUCGGUGUUUAGACAACCAUCUGAUGAAAAUUAGUCAAUUAGUAUUGCUAUGAGGGAAACAAAACUUAAGGGGAGGGUGGCUCCUUGAUUAAAUGAAGUGCAUUACUAUGCUCUUAUUUUCCCAAUUUUCCAUGUUAAAACAACACUUUUUAAGGAUUUGAUGAUAGUUUCUGCAUGAGAAAUGCCCGAAAUCAUAAACUUUGAAGGCAGAUUUCUCAUAUAUUUUUUCUUUAAACAGCUGUAUGUUUAAACGCUUGUAACUUUCUAAGGAAAUGUUGGAUUUGAAUGAUUUUUUUACCAUUUUAUAGCUCUGGUAUUAAUAACUCAACAUUUUUCCAAAAGAGUGAAUCGUUUUGUCUUUACUACAUAUCAUUUAGAACAAUUUUUUUACAGGGUUCUAGAUCCAGAUGCAAUUACAUCAAUACCAAUACAGAGAAGCACUAUAAAACAUUUUAGGAAAAAAGUAUCUUAAUAUAUAUAUAUAUAAUUUUUUCUUGAUAAAUAUUGUAGUACAUUUAAAAGUAUUGACAAUCAGCUACGUCUUCAUAUGUAUAGAAACAGUUACCUGUAUGUCUGAAGAAUCGGUGCAUCAUGUUGAGCAUCAUGUUGUGAGCUAGCGAGCCCUCACCUAGGCCUCUAAUUAUUGGAGUACAGAGCGGUCUAUUGGUGCCUCUGAUUAUAGUUGGUCUUGUUGUCUCACAGUUUUUUGUUAUACAGUUGAACUUGCCUAAGUCGAAUCCAAAAUGGCAUUAAAAAGUUGUGCUACUUGGAUGAAAAUCGACUUAUAGAUGGUUAAUUAAGUAAAAACACAACAAUUUGGCAUGUAAAAUAAGUUUGAAUUAGGCAACGUCUUAGACUUGGACAAGUUUAACUACAUAUUAAGAUAUUUAAUUGUUUACUGAUUUGUGUGUGUGAUUUUAAUUCUCGUAAUUUUAAUAUGCAACUUAUGUUUUGUAUACUACCAGUCAGUGUGAUACUUUCACAGGUGAUCAAAUCCAUGUGUUACAGAAUACUUAAUCAGGGUUACGACUUACCGCCCAAAAACUGGAGGAGGUCUGCAUUUAAAAAUGAAAAAUUGAUAUUCGUAUAUAUAUUUCCAAUGCUCUCCAGAGUAUCGGAGAUCAUGCAAGCAAAAGGGUCCACUUUCCACUGAAACGAACCUCCCACAAAUUAAGUGAUGCUACGGGCCUGUUGAUCUACAUUGUUAGCUGUUACUAAUUGUCUAAAAAUCCUUAUUUUCAAGGACUUCUUCUGUAGGAAGCAGCCUGUGCCAGGCCUGCUUGCGGUACACCACGUAGAUAGUUCUGAAGAGAACUGUUGUUGGUUGAGAAUGUCUCGACAUUCCAAUCUUCUUCAGGAGAAUAAUAUCUGAUAGUAUUGUUUUAAGUUAGAAACAUUUUGUCUUUUAAAAUUAUACACUUCAAGUAUUUUUUCAUGCCUAAGCAAGUUCAUAACUAACCACUCAACUCUCACUUAAAAUAUAGGGUGUUUGAAUUGGUACAUUAUAUAGUAAUAUUAAUAUAAUAGGGUAUUUAAACGGCUUAUUACAUAAAUGUAUGUGUGUAUGCUUGUGAAAACUGCCAAUUCUUUUUUGUUUUACUACUGCCCUUGUUUUUACGACUGCCCUUAUUUUUACGAUGGCCUGUAUAUUUACAACGGCCGGCCGUUAAUGCCAAGUUCAGUACUUGUAUGUAAUUCCCUACCAUCCUUACUUAAGAAAAACACAUAAAUAAGUUUUAAGCUGCUGUAGGCUUAGUAUUAGUAAAAUAAUGUAAAAUGCUGCAUUUUUCGUUUUAACAAGUGUCCUUGCCAAAGAUAACAUUUUGAAAUGAAAUUUUCAUAAAUAUUCAUCAAUUAUGGUUAUGAAUGUGCAUACAUUUCAUAAAUAUUCAUCAAUUAUGGUUACGCAUGUGCAUACAUUUGCAUAAAUAUUCAUCAAUUAUGGUUAUGAAUGUGCAUACAUUUGCAUAAUAACCUCAUGAGUAUGCAAAUAUCCUAACCAUUAGUAGGCCUUAUCCAGACUUGUAUUAUGCUUGCAUGCUUUAAUUUGUUCCAGGAUUUAAAUAGUUUGAGUAUUAAUGAAUAUUUCACAAGUUACAAUUCCAAUCAAUGUAUCUACAGUAUACAUAAAGUUAUUCCUCCAGUUCUAUUCCACUAAUAUAGGGUAGCCAAUAUUUAAUGGCAGUUUCCAUGAUUUUUAGUAUAUUGCGCUUGCAGUAUUGAGGCAAUGUACAGCAGUACAAUGUGUUAAGAUUAGUGUUAAUGAGUGUGGAUGUGGGGUGUUUGAGCACCUAGUGUAAGAUCCACUCGUAAUUCCAUCAUUUGUUUUUAUUAUUGCUUUAGUUUGCUGUGUUCUUGUUAGCUUUUAAUAGUUGAAUUGCAAUUUUUAAUUUGCAUUCCUGUACUAACUUAUAAAACAUAGAAAAUUCAAAGUAGUGUAGAGUAAACCUACCAAAUUCCUGCAAAAAGGAUAACCAGGCUAUACUAACAUUUGCAUGAGUGGCAGGACCAUGGUCCAAUGGAUGCAGGCUGGGGUGUUUCUAUACCUAUUUUGCUAUUUUGGGGUCCAGAGGAGCUAGCAUUCAGUUUUAGCAAUUUUAAUAUCUUAUCUAAAAUGAUAUUUCAUUUGUUUAAAGAUUUUUUGGCAGCUGUGUGUGGAGAGGGGUUGCAAACAGUGGUGGGACAAGCAUCUGAAAUCUGGUUGGGGGAAUGGGAAAAGUGAGGGGAAAGGUUAAACUUUAUGGGGAGGGGACAAUAUGUUUUCCUAUAGCAGACCAGAGAUACAAUUUAAGAUAAGAGAUAGGGAAAAUUUACACAUUGCUUGUAUUAAUUGUGAUAAGCGCACUAUUGGAUAAAUGAAUGCCCGGUGUCAACUUCAUUAAAGCAAUUGAUAAGUUGAUAGUAUGUCUUGAAACGGGGGUUCUGAAAGGGGGCCCGAAGUUGAAGGGGGGCUCAAUGAUCAGUUGAAGGAUGCUAAUUCGACAAAUAAGGUGAUUGUAGGUGAUUUUUAACUACUUGACUCUGGUUUUUUUGGGGCGUGCGCACCUCCCUAGAUACGCCACUGCACCUUCAUGGAGACACGCUCCUCUCAGAGGUGAAGCGACGCUUCACUGAAGUUGUUUGUUAUUAAAAAUUUGUGAAGUAUAGUGCCAUGUCACUGUUAGUUUUUGGAAACAAAAAGGUUAGCUCUACUGAGGAUAGGAGAAGUGAGAAGAGUUUUAUUGUGAAAACAAAUUUUCAAGCUGGUCUUGUUACAUUUAUUCCAAUAUAAAACACUCCAAAUUUAUUCCAAUGGUUUUUACAUCAGGAGGUUUAAUACUAAUGGUGUUUUGCCCUACCUGACGUGUUACCGGUCGUACAGAAUUUCCAGUAUGUUCAGGGGCGUACCGUGGGGGUUCGAUGGGUGCGGUCGACCCCCCUUUUUAAAGAAAGUGCCCUUUAAAUAUGCUCGCUUCACUCACAAAUAACGCACCCUGCGAAUUCUGAAAGCUUCGCUAAAUUGCUCCGAGUUCAGCUUGCCCUCUGCGCUUUCGUUUCGACACCCCCUUAGAUUUUUCACCGUACGCCCCUGAUGUUCCCAAAUACUUAGGUAUUAUGUAUGUUACAUUUUUGUUGAGCUCAAGUAUUUCUUUUGUAAAAUUCCAGUUUUGGUUGUACCAAGUUCAUAUUGUACUGUAAUUGAAUAAAUUUGAUAUGUUAAUGA